AUGAUAUCGAUAUCGUCUGCCUUCAACGCUUUUAGAGAAGAACUAGAUGUCCAUCACGACAGGAGAGAGCGUCUCAUCAAGGCCAGCAGAGACAUAACGAAUCUCUCCAAAAAGACAAUCUUCCUGCUGCAUCGCCUGGCACUCGAAUCGCUCGCUGACGCCGACGACGGCCGGCGCACAUCUGCAGCCGCGAAGGGGUACGCCAACCUUUGCGAAGUCCAGUCACUCUACGCUAGCUUGCGAAACGAACUUGCUGGCGAUCGGUUUUGGCGAUAUCACCAACAAGUGUCUCCUGGCUUGCAGGAAUACAUCGAGGCCCUGAGCUUCACCCAUUUCCUGGAACACCGCUCGCUCAUUCCCUUCGAAACGGUGCAGCGCUCGUUAAGCGAUGCAGAUCGUGUUCCAUAUCUCCCUCUGACGACCUCAGACUACCUGCUAGGCCUGUCCGACCUCACAGGCGAGCUCAUGCGCCUCGCAAUUUCCGGGAUCGCCCAGCGCGGCGGGCGCAAGCAAGCAAUGGAAAUAUGCACCUUCGUUCGGAACUGCAAAGCCGACUUCGAGGGAUUUACGCCCCAUGUCCGAGAGCUCUCGAAGAAGCAAGCCGUAACGUCCAGCUCCUUGGAGAAGAUAGAAGAUGCUGCCUAUGCCAUCGUUCUUCGCGGUUCCGAGUACGACUUACCUCCUGAAAUGCUCGACGAUAUCGUUGCUAGUACCAUCGCUCAGAAGCGGCAUGACUUCGGCCUGGAUCACGGCGAGGAGAUCGCCGUAUAA
Messenger RNA from Pleurotus ostreatus (oyster mushroom), 771 nucleotides. RefSeq lists its product as uncharacterized. The coding region runs from base 1 to 771 and encodes 256 amino acids. The transcript has 4 exons. Lineage: Eukaryota; Fungi; Basidiomycota; Agaricomycetes; Agaricales; Pleurotaceae. Gene Ontology annotation, molecular function: RNA endonuclease activity; RNA binding; sequence-specific DNA binding. The record is from RefSeq and is a predicted model, not a curated record. Gene Ontology annotation, cellular component: nucleus; cytoplasm.